Molecule: messenger RNA, 1038 nt
Organism: Scedosporium apiospermum
Lineage: Eukaryota; Fungi; Ascomycota; Sordariomycetes; Microascales; Microascaceae
Exons: 4
Coding region: 1-1038 (345 amino acids)
Source: RefSeq, a predicted model, not a curated record
AUGAUCAUGACGCUGCCAGAGAAGGAGAAGGACAAGGGCAAGGGCAAGGGCAAGGGCAAGGGCAAGGACAGGGACAAGGGCAAGGCACAGGUGGAGGCGACAGUUGGCGCGGAGGAAAUAGAGGUGGCAGAGGCGGCAGUUGGCGCGGAGGACCCAGAGAUCGCCUCACAGCAUUUAUACUCCGGUGCUAACUUCGACGCGGCAGUGUACUCACCUAGCGGCCACCGUGCUGUUACAACAGGGGCCAUGGUGCAGCAUCAAGGCACCAACGAAGAGGGGGGUUCAAACAACGAAAGGCUCGACAAGACUCACCCGGGCCUUCGAAUACUCCGAGAAGGUGCUUACUCCAAAUGGCUGGGUAUUAAAAGAUCGGAGGGUGAGCACAGCGCGAGAGCGAGGCUAAUCCGAGCGCACCUCGUUGACCUGGAGUCGUACCUUACAUUCGGGAUGGUAACGGGAAGUCCGGACUUCGAGAAUGUAUAUCAGAGAUGUGAUUAUUCACACCACCGCCCGGGGACUAUUAUCGAGUAUCCUUGCCAUGGCGCGACCUUGAAACCAAUUGAGUUGGGGAAUGUGAACAAAUCUAUCAGCAACUACGGACCGGUCUUUACCAAGCUUCGGGCCGUGAUUGUAGUGGCUAGGUACCAGAAGCACGCGACGGUUGUGCCCGUCUACACACACAAUGGCAAAGGAAUCACAUUCUUGAGCAAGGAAGAAAAGAAGGAACAUGUGCUGCUUCUCGACGAGGGGGAGCAGAAAAAUGUCAAAGCCGAAGCCAAGGCCAGAGCCAAGGACAAAGACAAAGCCAAAGCCGCGAACGAAGGCGGAUCGGAGACGAUCUUUGCGACCAAAGACAAGGGAUUCACGGGAAAUCGGUGGUUCAAUACCACCACCUAUGUCAAGUUCACUGAGCUAUCGUCUCACCAUUAUAAAAUGGGUUGCAGAUUGUUGGGGAAGCUGGACAGAAAGUCACUUGACAAGCUACACAAUAUUAUCCUCAGACGUUUCAACAAAAACUCGGUGGAAUUUGCGCCAUAA